UGAUCCUGGCUGGGAAGGGCGCUAACUGACCCUGACACUAUCUGACGUCACUAGUGGCAGAAAUACAGAGAUCAGUAAAAAAUACUAUACACUGACACUGUACUAAUGGCACUGGCAGGGUGACAUGGAGUGAACAAAGGGGUAAAUAUGGCAAUCAAGGGAUUAAAACGUGCUAUCUCAGGUGUCACUGACACUGUACUAAUGGCACUGGGCAGGAAAGGGUUAACAUGUGGGGCGAUCAAAGGGUUAAUUGUGUGCUGUUUUACAGUGUGCUGUGUUUUGUGUGUGCUUCACUGU
Molecule: messenger RNA, 297 nt
Organism: Staurois parvus
Lineage: Eukaryota; Metazoa; Chordata; Amphibia; Anura; Ranidae
Source: the annotation of a GenBank genome assembly